This is a messenger RNA of Rotaria sp. Silwood2, 918 nucleotides long. Lineage: Eukaryota; Metazoa; Rotifera; Eurotatoria; Philodinida; Philodinidae. The record is from the annotation of a GenBank genome assembly.
AUGAUGAGCUGGUAUGCCCGAUGGAAUGGUACAGUUGAAUCCUUGGAACCAAAAUGGGCAGGUGGUCGACCACGUACCAUGAUAAAGGACCAAGUAACGGAUUACAUUUUAAAUUUUGUCGAUGAGAUGAGCAAGCAAUACAAACCGGUGAAUUGCAAAAUGGUACAAGAACACGUUGAAAACUCAUUAAAUAAGCAAGUUCCAUUGAAAACGGUUCAAAGAUACGGUAGACAAGAAUGUGGCAUCAAAAUUGAUGAUAGGUAUUGGCAUGAUAUUGCGAAAUUUCGAAGACGUUUACAAAGAUUGGCUAACGAUAGGUUAAUAUUUAUCGAUGAAACUACCAUUUAUUGCAACAUGUAUCCUCGUCGAACUCUUGUGGCAUCUGGGAAUCAGCCUCUAAUUCUUGUUGAGAAACCAUCUGCUUAUUCUCAACGUUAUGAUUUCAUUGGUGCCAUCAAUGGUUCCAAAUCAAUUGCUUGUAUGGUUUUAACACCCGAUGACCGAAAAGCAAAAGGUAUUGAAGGUAUCCGAAAACAUGUGGUGAAUGAUUGGAUUAUCAAUACAUUAGCUCCAGCAAUUAAUGCAUUAAAUAUCGACAAUAUGUAUUUCAUUUGCGACAGAAGUCGAGCCCAUCAAAAAGGCAGUAUGAUGGAAGCAUUGAAAAAAGCGAAAUGUAAAUCAGUAUUGGAUAUUUAUUUCAUGCCAACAGCUUCUGCUAAAUACGUAUCACCAUUAGAUAAUUCUCUUUGGCAUUCCAUCAAGGAAGUUAUUCGAAGCCAUCAUCCGAUUACAACAAAUAAUCUUUCAACGCUACUUUCGGAAACUUUUCUUUCCCUAUCGAAAAAUGAAAUAGCAAACGCGUUUCGAAAAUGUGCUAUUACAUAUGGAGUUGAUGUUUUUUAUGAUAAACCAUAUUGA